Bombyx mori (domestic silkworm) is the source of this 409-nucleotide messenger RNA. Its product is annotated as reactive oxygen species modulator 1. The record is from RefSeq and is a predicted model, not a curated record. The coding region runs from base 119 to 358 and encodes 79 amino acids. Gene Ontology annotation, cellular component: TIM23 mitochondrial import inner membrane translocase complex. The transcript is spliced from 2 exons. NCBI's taxonomy places the organism in Eukaryota, Metazoa, Arthropoda, Insecta, Lepidoptera, Bombycidae. Gene Ontology annotation, biological process: protein insertion into mitochondrial inner membrane; protein import into mitochondrial matrix.
AACUACUACUAGUCUACUACUAUUUACGGUGACGGGUAAAAACAUAGGUUUAGAUGUUAUUUUAUUGUACUUUGUAUAGCUAAAGGACAAGAAUAACUUACAAAUAGUUUUAUUUAAAAUGCCUGUACCGGGUGCUGUUUAUCACAACCAAGGACCUUCGUGUUUUGAUAAAAUGAAAAUGGGUUUUAUGAUUGGUUUUUGUGUAGGGAUGGCUAGUGGAGGUCUUUUCGGCGGAUUUACUGCAUUAAGGUAUGGAGCAAGGGGGAAAGAGUUAGUACAUUCCGUUGGAAAAGUAAUGCUUCAAGGUGGAGGCACAUUUGGGACUUUUAUGGCUAUUGGAACUGGUAUACGUUGUUGAUUAGUUUUUUAAUGUCAAUAAGUUAUAUAAAUUAGUUUAUGUUACUUUAAA